AUGAUGUUCGGAUCUACAUAUCAUCCAUUUUCGGACGACAAUAGCUGGGCCACCCCUCCCGUCUCCGCUAGUACAGGCCUCUCGGUCACAGCGUUUGCUCGAUUCGAGUUCGAGGCGGGUAAAGGAAAUGAGGGCACAAAGAUUUUAAUGGUAGAAUGGGAAGACGACGAUUUCAGUCCUUCGCCACAGGGCUCAUGGCAUGUCUCCUGGGAAGGUAAAACAUCAGUAUUACCUGCCGAUGAACAGACAAGCGAGAAAACGCGACGCUUCUACUUUUUACUGCCGCCGGGCGUGACUGUCCCUCCUGUCGUGAGUCUAAGCUAUGUACCACCACCCAAUUCUGCAUCUACCAUCAAGCAGCCGGAUUCAGUCAAUAUAAAUCCGUUGCCUGCCAUAUUUCCACCAGAACUGGGCGCUACCGCACGCACGGCCGGAAAAAAGGGCGUCCUGCAUACAAUCUGGGCAAAGAAGAGAUUACAAGCGCUGGAGAAGGAAAUUCGAGAGGAGUCGCUGAUCAAUGCUGAGGGGAUUGCCUUGCAGAUGGCAAUACAAGAAAAAGAAUGGAUAGAAGCGAAUUUUGGUGUAUCAGUACCGCUAUCAGCGAUUGACGUGUCUUCACCCUCACCUAUCGCCUCAUCCAAUGCUUUACUACCUUUGACACCUCUCUCACCAAUAGCGGGUAGUAGAUUGGGUGAAAAGCUCAAAGGUCUUAAGUUGAAUACUAGCGAAAGAGAUUCCGGAAAGCGAGCAGAAGACGACGAAGCCUAUCGACAGAAUGAUGAUCAAGCUCACCCUCUGUCUCCCCAAUCCCCCGAUAUAGCUGUCUCAUCUUUCAGCUCCUUUCACGGUGUCCCUGUAAAAGGUACAUCAGAUGCUAGGCGCAUAGUGGCCCAUCAUCCUCCAUCAUUCAUUCAAGAAGCGCAAAAUAAUAGCAAUAACAUCAGCCUAAUGGAUCCUUUGACACGAUCUACAACUUCCGACUCAGCGGACGAUUUAUUUGCCAAGGCCUUGAGCCCACGCACGCCGGACCUGCCACUGAGCCCCUUUUCCUUCUCCGCUACUCAGGUUAUCGCAGGAGAAUAA
Molecule: messenger RNA, 1083 nt
Organism: Talaromyces marneffei
Lineage: Eukaryota; Fungi; Ascomycota; Eurotiomycetes; Eurotiales; Trichocomaceae
Exons: 2
Coding region: 1-1083 (360 amino acids)
Source: RefSeq, a predicted model, not a curated record